Messenger RNA from Dreissena polymorpha, 5611 nucleotides. Its product is annotated as endophilin-A2-like. Gene Ontology annotation, biological process: synaptic vesicle uncoating. Gene Ontology annotation, molecular function: protein binding. Bases 98 to 1195 code for a protein of 365 amino acids. NCBI's taxonomy places the organism in Eukaryota, Metazoa, Mollusca, Bivalvia, Myida, Dreissenidae. The transcript is spliced from 11 exons. The record is from RefSeq and is a predicted model, not a curated record. Gene Ontology annotation, cellular component: cytoplasm; glutamatergic synapse; presynapse.
CCGUGAGGGAGUAUUUCCUGUUUCUAUUGAACGUCAACCGUUCUGUUAUUACUAAAUAUUCUAUUUUCUGUUUUAUUUAAGGUUUACUCACACAAAAAUGUCGCUCGCAGGACUUAAGAAACAAAUUAAUAAAGCUAAUCAGUUCAUGAGUGAGAAGAUUGGAGGGGCCAAAGGCACUGAGCUGGAUGAGGAAUUUAUUGAGAUGGAGCGGAAAAUUGAUGUGAUGGGCAAACUUGCGGAUGAUCUUAUCACCAAAACACAGGAGUUCCUACAACCCAACCCUGCUUCUCGUGCCAAGUUAUCCGCUGCAAGCUCCAUAGCCAAGCUUCGUGGCCAGGCUAAGAACGCCCUAUACCCCCAGCCAGAAGGUACCCUGGGGGAACACAUGCAGAAACAUGGACAGGAUCUGGGCGAGGCCUCAACCUUUGGCCAGAGUCUGCAGGAGGCCGGAGAGUCAUUCAAGCGUCUGGCAGAGGUGAAGUACUCCCUGGAGGAGAACGUGAAGCAGAACUUCCUGGAGCCCCUGUCACACCUGCAGAGCAAGGACCUCAAGGAAGUCAAUCAUCACAGAAAAAAGCUGUCUGGACGCAGACUUGAUUUUGACUGCAAGAAGAGGAAGAAGGACAAAGAGGCAGGCAAGGCUGGAGGGUCAGCCAUCACUGAGGAAGAGCUGCGUAUUGCAGAGGAGAAGUUUGAAGAGUCCAAACAGCUCACUGAGACAGCCAUGCACAACCUACUGGAGAACGAUGUGGAGCAGAUAGCCCAGCUACAGGCAUUUGUAGAGGCCCAAACUGAGUAUCAUCGGCAGGCCCUUGACAUCCUACAGGAACUGGGAGAGACACUGGAGUCUAGACGCAAUGAAGCAGCUUCGAGACCAAAACCUGACCACAUUCCAAAGCGUGUUGCAUCAAGCUUUCGCCGCAGCCCAUCUCCAUUUGAGGACAACCAUUCUGGCAGUUACAACUUCAACAAUACUCCUGCAUAUGCUUCCAACUCUGCAAAGGUUCAGAAGGAGGCAUGUGCAGAGGCCCUAUACGACUUUGAGCCCGAGAAUGAGGGUGAACUAGGCUUCCAGGAGGGCGACAUCAUCACACUCAUUGCUCAGAUAGACGAGAACUGGUUCGAGGGAUCUGUUAGGGGCAAAAAGGGCUUCUUUCCAAUAAACUAUGUAAAAGUUGUAGUGCCCUUGCCCUAGGGGCUACUCUACCUGUAGGCUUGUUUUCAUGCUGCUUUGGCCUAACAGUUGCUGCUUCACCUGGCUCCGGUCUGAACUGCCUCAUUGAAAUAGAACACUUCAUGCAAUGUAUGUGUGUUUACAAUAGCUUUGAAGAUAUUCUUCCUCGUACUUAAUGUCUGCAUUUGUAUGAUAUAUUUAUUGUUAGUUUGUAUUUGUAUUCUGUUGAGCAGAACCAGUUAUUUAUUGUUUUGAAACAAGACCUCUUGAUGGUAAUAUCUCUAUUUUAUUCAAGAACGUUUUGUUGAUUACUCUAAAUGCAACAUUCAACAAGUUUUUUAGGAGACCAAAGCAUAUGCCAUACAUUGUCAUCGGGCCAUCAGGACCCUACAGUUUUAAAGAAUACAUAUACCUUAUAUAUUGUCAUUGGGACAGGAGGGUUCCCUCAGUCAGUAGCUGAUUCUGGUUCAAUUGGGAUUAGAUCAGCUGUGGGUUAGUUUCGUUGUCAUCUGUCCAUUGUGUCCUGAUUAUAAAAUCACAUUCUUGCCCUUCUACAUUGUUUAAAAAUCAAUGCAUUUUAUACAAACAAUUCAUUAGCAGUAAGCUAUGUCUGGUAUACGGGUUUCAUCGUUUAAAAACAAAGAAAUUCAAUUAUGUGGCAUUUCUUUAAGUUGAGGGUGAUGCUGUUAGCUUAAGAAUUAAUCUAAACACUUGCCAUAUUUUCUUGAAUUGGACUUGUUAACUUACCACUGUUUCAUUUAAUACCAUAAAGUAUGUUAUUUGACUUUGGAAUGCAAUCACAUUAAAUCUGUGUUUGCAUUUCUGGUUUUUCUUUUGCUUGUUUGAAUGCUUUUUGUGUAAAACCUGUUCUUUUGGAUCUGAUAGUUAUAUUAUUUGUUUACCAUAAUUUCUGUGUGUGUUUGGACACUUGAUUAUUUAAAACAACACAUCAAUUUUGCUUACAUCAAUUUUGCUUUCAAAAUAUGCGAAGAAGAAAUACAUCAAAUUAAUUAUAAUUGGCAUUUAAUUGCAGUGUGAUUUACAAUGCAUGUUUAGUUAUGAAUAAACCACAAUUUAACAUAUUAAACAUUUAAUCAUCAUUAUGUAACACAUUUUGAAUUUAAUUAUUAUUAUCACCAUGGAAAUAACUUUUUGCUUUAAUAUCAGUUGUUAAUAAUUUAAUAUUCUAUUUUUAUUUUAUUUUUUAUAUUUAUAUAUAAAUUGAUUUAACUGGUAAUCAUUUGUUUAUGAAACUUGUAUGUUAAAUACUGUCUUAUAUUUUUUUAUUGGACUACAGAUUGUUCAUUCCUGAGGUUCAAUUUAAUAAGUUGUCUGUAUUUGACCAUUAUAAAACAGUGAAGUUGCAGUUCAUUAUAGCUUGUAACAGCAAGAAUGACAUAUAUAUUGUUACAGACUAAAAAUGUAUAAGAUACUGUGAUGGGGCCAACUCUUCUGAAAUGAGUUGCAGAUUUAUAAUGAAACAUUCCCAACUUCUCUAGUUAGCUCAUACACUGCAAUUUCCUCAGAUAACUGUCUAUUUACAUGUAGUGUCCUUUUGUUGCUGACGAAAUUGUAAUUCAAACUGGCAGACACUGUUCCACAUUUUUUGAAACUUAAAAAAUCAUAUUUUUUAUGUUUCCCAAUAUGAAGAAUGAUAUAGAAUUAUAUUUUCACCAAAUACCUGCAGGUCCCGAUGUUUAUACAGUAACUAUUUUACUUCAAUUUUUAGAAUCUAGAAUGUGGCUUUUUGCCUUAUAGCCCAGCUAUAACUAGUCUAGUUUCUCAAGUCUCACUGUUCUGUCUCCACUAUCAGUCUAACCUGUCUAUAAUAUGUAAACACAGUGAGAUUAUGUACUGCAUAUUUUGUUUGUUUCCCUGUUACAUGUUAAACUUACAGAUGGAUUUACGCGGGUUUGAUUUUCUGUUUUCCAACUGCCUAUUCUGAAAGUAGUAUAUUAUAUCAGUGUGUUUGUGUGUGUAAUUGAAUCUCCUGCAGUGUAACAGUUUCUUAACAAAUGGCUGCAUAGUUUUGUACAGACCACAUUGCAGUGAUGGUGUGGGCCGUGUUCCUGGGUUGCAUGUGGUAGGGAUUCGGGCAUUGCAGUGCAGCAAUCCUCUCCACAAAUGUACACUUGUUUUGUUAUGCAUAAUUUCCACUCCACAAAUGCAAACUUUGAUGCUUAUUUACGAUUUGUGUAUGUAAUUAUGUUUAAAAAAUACAGUCAUAUAUUAUUUGAUUAAUUUCAUCAAUAGUCGUUUCAACAGUGUAUUCUUUAGCGCAUUUUGUGCAUUUUAAAUGCAUUAACUCCUCUUUCACUACUUGCUGGAUUUCACUCAAACUUUCACAGAUGACAUACCAUAACAUUGAUAUGAUCUUGAAAAUUUUUUUUUUAGCUGGGGCAAGUUUUGGCUGAAUUAUUGCCUUUUGUCUGUUUUUUCCACAAAAUAUAACAUAAAUGUAGUUUAAAAAAAGUUGUUGUCAACUCCUAUUGAUCCUCUUGGUGGAUCUUGCUCAAACCUGCACAGUUGAAUGACCUAAAUGCGUCAAUGAUUGUUAUGCAAGGAAUAUCUGCUGCAAUAUGUUUUAGCAGAAUUAUUGCGCUUGAAUUGUUUUUCCGCCAUGAAAAUAUAUUCCCACAAUUUUGGGGUUUCAAUUUCUUUUAAAUGAUUAUAAAGAAAUAUAUUUUUGCUGCAACCAAUUUUGAAUGAUUGGUGGUUGAUAUUCUUGUUGGCACUGUGAAUUGAUUUUUUUAUUUAAUGAGAAAGCAUGCUAAAACAUGUUCAGGUUUAAAAUAAAAAAAUACUGCACCAGUUGUGUAUCACUGUUACACUUUGUAAUCAUUUGUAUUCUAUAAUAGCAAACUUUAUUGGGCAUAAGGAUCUUCAUUCAUAUGAACAAUAUUUGUGUUGUUAUAUUGUCAGUAACGUCGUCUUCAGAUCCUGUUGUUUUGUCACCACAUUGUCCUUGUUCCAUUGUUGAUGUUAAUUAACUUUUGAGUCGUUCUUGAAUCCACAAUAGUGUUUUAUCAAGCAAGUCUCAAUAUUGAGUAGUUCUUGAAGGCACACAAGUGUCCUGUCAAGUAAGUCUCGAAAUUGAGUAGUUCUUUAAGGCACACUAGUGUUCUAUCAAGCAAGUCUCGAAAUUUAGUAGUUCUUCAAGGCAUACUAGUGUUCUAUCAAGCAAGUCUCAAUAUUGAGUAGUUAUUCAAGGCACACUAGUGUUCUAUCAAGCAAGUCUCAAUAUUGAUUAUUUCUUCAAGGCACACUAUUGUUCUAUCAAGCAAGUCUCAAUAUUGAGUAGUUUUUUAAGGCACACUAGUGUUCUAUCAAGCAUGUCUCAAUAUUUAGUAGUUUUUCAAGGCACACUAGUGUUCUAUCAAGCAAGUCUCAAAAGUGAGUAGUUCUUCAAGGCACACUAGUGUUCUGUCAAGCAAGUCUCAAUAUUGAGUAGUUCUUGAAAGCACACUAGUGUUCUAUCAAGCAAGUCUCAAUAUUGAGUAGUUCUUUAAGGCACACUAGUGUUCUAGCAAGCAGGUCUCAAUAUUGAGUAGUUCUUCAAGGCACACUAGUGUUCUAUCAAGCAAGUCUCAAUAUUGAGUAGUUCUUGAAGGCAGACUAGUUUUCUAUCAAGCAUGUCUCAAUAUUGAGUAGUUUUUCAAGGCACACUAGUGUUCUAUCAAGCAAGUCUCAAUAUUGAGUAGUUUUUAAGGCACUCUAGUGUUCUAUCAAGCAAGUCUCAAUAUUGAGUAGUUAUUUAAGGCACACUAGUGUUCUAUCAAGCAUGUCUCAAUAUUGAGUAGUUUUUCAAGGCACACUAGUGUUCUAUCAAGCAAGUAUCAAUAUGGAGCAGUUCUUCAAGGCACACUAGUGUUCUAUCAAGCAAGUCUCAAUAUUGAGUAGUUCUUUAAGGCACACUUGUGUUCUAUCAAGCAAGUCUCAAUAUUGAGUAGUUCUUUAAGGCACAUUAGUGUUCUAUCAAGCAAGUCUCAAUAUUGAGUAGUUCUUCAAGGUACACUAUUGUUCUAUCAAGCAAGUCUCAAUAUUGAGUAGUUCUUUAAGGCACACUAGUGUUCUAUCCAGCAUGUCUCAAUAUUGAGUAGUUUUCAAGGCACUCUAGUGUUCUUUCAAGCAAGUCUCAAUAUUGAGUAGUUCUUCAGGCACUCUUGUGUUCUAUCAAGCAAGUCUCAAUAUUGAGUAGUUCUUUAAGGCACACUAGUGUUCUAUCAAGCAAGUCUCAAUAUUGAGUAGUUCUUUAAGGCACACUAGUGUUCUAUCAAGCAAGUCUCAAUAUUGAGUAGUUCUUGAAGGCACACUAGUGUUCUUCCAAGCAAGUCUUGAUAUUAUGUCAUGUAUUGCUACAGAUUUUUAAACUGUCAAAAAUGUCAAAUCGUAAAUAUUUAUAAAAUUGUAUGAUAUAUUAGAUAAAUUAUGCAAAUA